AUGGCCUCCAUGCAAAAAGUCUUCGCUGGCUAUGCCGCACGCCAAGCUGUCCUUGAGGCGAGCAACAACCCCUUCGCAAAGGGCAUAGCUUGGAUAGAAGGUGAAUACGUGCCACUAGCCGAGGCCCGCAUUCCACUCCUCGACCAAGGCUUCAUGCACAGCGAUCUGACCUACGACGUGCCGUCCGUCUGGGACGGGCGAUUUUUCCGCCUCGAUGAUCAUCUUACACGGCUCGAAGUUAGCUGCGACAAACUACGUUUGAAAGUACCUCUUCCGCGCGACGAGGUCAAGCGGAUCCUAGUCGACAUGGUCGCCAAGAGUGGCAUCCGCGAUGCCUUUGUGGAGUUGAUCGUUACCCGGGGUCUGAAGGGCGUUCGCGGCACUAAGCCCGAGGACAUCGUCAAUCGGCUCUAUAUGUUUAUUCAACCCUACGUUUGGGUUAUGGAGCCCGAAGUGCAGCACACUGGUGGUAGUGCUAUUGUGGCACGGACAGUGCGACGGGUCCCCCCAGGGGCUAUUGAUCCUACGAUUAAGAACUUGCAGUGGGGAGAUCUGGUUCGGGGUAUGUUUGAGGCAUCGGAUCGAGGUGCGACGUAUCCGUUUUUGACGGAUGGGGACGCGCAUCUUACCGAAGGGUCUGGGUUCAAUAUUGUCCUCGUCAAGGAUGGGGUCUUGUAUACCCCGGACCGUGGUGUGUUGCAGGGCAUUACCCGCAAGAGUGUGUUUGAUGCUGCGCGUGCCUGUGGAAUUGAAGUGCGUCUCGAAUUCGUGCCUGUGGAGUUGGCAUACAAUGCCGAUGAGAUCUUCAUGUCCACUACCGCUGGAGGUAUUAUGCCCAUUACCUCUCUGGAUGGGAAACCGGUGAAUGGAGGACAGGUUGGCCCGGUUACCAAGGCAAUUUGGGAUACAUAUUGGGCUAUGCACUAUGACCCCGUCUACAGCUUCCAGAUCGACUAUGAUGGUGUUCAGAAAUCUGAUGUGAACGGGCUUGGAAAGCUUUAA
This is a messenger RNA of Aspergillus pseudotamarii, 1002 nucleotides long. Its product is annotated as aminotransferase class IV. The record is from RefSeq and is a predicted model, not a curated record. The transcript has a single exon. NCBI's taxonomy places the organism in Eukaryota, Fungi, Ascomycota, Eurotiomycetes, Eurotiales, Aspergillaceae. The coding region runs from base 1 to 1002 and encodes 333 amino acids. Gene Ontology annotation, biological process: carboxylic acid metabolic process. Gene Ontology annotation, molecular function: catalytic activity.